Molecule: messenger RNA, 748 nt
Organism: Talpa occidentalis (Iberian mole)
Lineage: Eukaryota; Metazoa; Chordata; Mammalia; Eulipotyphla; Talpidae
Gene: MED21
Product: mediator complex subunit 21
Exons: 4
Coding region: 19-453 (144 amino acids)
Biological process (GO): regulation of transcription by RNA polymerase II
Cellular component (GO): mediator complex
Molecular function (GO): transcription coregulator activity
Source: RefSeq, a predicted model, not a curated record
UCCCCUUGUUGAAGGAACAUGGCGGAUCGGCUCACGCAGCUGCAGGAUGCGGUGAACUCGCUUGCAGAUCAGUUUUGUAAUGCUAUUGGAGUGUUGCAGCAGUGUGGUCCUCCUGCCUCUUUCAGUAAUAUUCAGACAGCAAUUAACAAAGAUCAACCAGCUAAUCCUACAGAAGAGUAUGCCCAGCUCUUUGCAGCCUUGAUUGCACGAACAGCAAAAGACAUUGAUGUUUUGAUAGAUUCCUUACCCAGUGAAGAAUCUACAGCUGCUUUACAGGCUGCUAGCUUGUACAAGCUAGAAGAAGAAAAUCACGAAGCUGCUGCAUGUUUGGAGGAUGUAGUUUAUCGAGGGGACAUGCUUCUGGAAAAGAUACAAAGUGCACUUGCUGACAUCGCACAGUCACAGCUGAAGACGAGAAGUGGCACCCAUAACCAUUCCCUCCCAGAUUCCUAGUGCCAGAAUGUGCCUGCUGUGUGCCUGAGGAACUCUUUCAGUGCCACUACAAAUUUUGCAUCAGAUUAAGAUGUAAGCCUUACCAACUUCUCAGCACUAUGACAUGCUAUCUUUUUAGGUAUUUUUUAAUAGUAUUCUAUUUUCACUCUUGAUAAAAAAUUGUAAAGUUGGGAUUGAACCAGCUUUAAUCCAUCGUUAGACCCUCGUUUUUAAUUAUCUGAAUAAAAUUAUUGAGCUGAUAUUGUAUCAACAAUCAUAAUUUAAUUAAACAGAUGUACUAUAAAAUAUAAAAGUC